AUAAUAAGCAUUGUGUAUUGUGUGAGUUGUUCACUGGGUGUUUGAUUGUGAAUGCGUGUCACUUUUGGAGUUGCUGUUCCAAUUGGUUUUUUGGUGAUUUUUGGGUAGGAAAAAGUGUGAUUUAGCGUGUGAAAAUCGUGCAAAGGAAUGGCUGAUAUAGUUGAGAAUGUGGUGCAGCAGGCGGCAGAGAACUUAACAGAGACCACAGCGUCAAGCGGGAAGCCACCAGCCACUUUCGAAGGAACCGCUGUGGCAUAUGGGAGUCUCGUUGUAAUGGCAAUGCUACCCAUCUUCUUUGGCUCCUUCAGAUCCCUCAAGGGUGCCAGCUCGCGAGUGCCCGAGCGGAUGAACACAAAGGAUGCAAUGAUGUUUCCUGUGAUAGCUUCCCUCUCCCUCUUUGGGCUCUAUCUAUUCUUUAAGAUCUUCUCCCAAGACUAUAUAAACCUCCUCCUAACUGGCUACUUCUUCUUCCUGGGCGUUCUAGCGCUCUCCAAUAUGAUGAGCCCCGUGAUUAACGUACUGGUACCCACCUCCAUACCCAACAUCCCUUUCCAGCUGCAAUUCACACAGGGCGAGGGUGCUCAGAAGGAGGAUAUAAUUAAUUACAAGUUUACUUCUUACGACGUGGCAUGCCUCGUGAUCUCCACGGUGAUUGGUGUGUGGUAUUCUCUGCAGAAACACUGGAUUGCCAAUAACCUGUUCGGAGUGGCAUUUGCUGUGAAUGCCGUUGCACUACUCCGGCUGAAUAAUGUCGUGACUGGAUGCAUCCUUCUGGGAGGCCUCUUUGUCUAUGAUAUCUUCUGGGUCUUUGGCACAAAUGUCAUGGUCACAGUGGCCAAGUCAUUUGAGGCACCGAUCAAGUUGGUCUUCCCUCAGGAUCUUCUCACAAAUGGUCUCAGCGCCUCCAACUUUGCCAUGCUGGGACUCGGAGAUAUUGUCAUCCCUGGCAUCUUCAUUGCCCUUCUGUUGCGCUUCGACGUCAGCUUGAAGCGCAAGAGCAAACUCUACUUCUACGCCACUUUCAUCGCAUACUUCCUGGGACUCAUGAUGACCAUCUUUGUGAUGCACGUGUUCAAACACGCGCAGCCGGCACUACUCUACCUCGUUCCCGCCUGUAUCGGAACACCCGUGGCUCUAGCGCUCGUCAAAGGAGACAUCAAAACAAUGUUUGCAUAUGACGACAAUCCGGAAGAGAAGACAGCAACAACUGAGAAGAAAAACAGCAGCAGUAGUGGCAGCAAGAAAGAAGCCAAGAAGACCAAGUAGACAAAUCCUUUAAAGAACAUCUCUCAAGACUUCCUGGCCGGCAAAGAUCUCCGGAACAUGUGCGUGUGUAUUGUGUGUGUUAAGAACAUGGACGUUGGAUCGUGAUUGAAAUUGUACGGGAGAAUAUCUAAAAAAAAAAAAAUAUAAACUAGGACACUGCGAAAAAUCGCGCACAAGUCUUCA
This is a messenger RNA of Phlebotomus papatasi, 1449 nucleotides long. Its product is annotated as minor histocompatibility antigen H13. The transcript is spliced from 3 exons. The coding region runs from base 148 to 1266 and encodes 372 amino acids. Gene Ontology annotation, biological process: membrane protein proteolysis. Gene Ontology annotation, molecular function: aspartic endopeptidase activity, intramembrane cleaving. NCBI's taxonomy places the organism in Eukaryota, Metazoa, Arthropoda, Insecta, Diptera, Psychodidae. The record is from RefSeq and is a predicted model, not a curated record. Gene Ontology annotation, cellular component: cytoplasmic side of endoplasmic reticulum membrane; lumenal side of endoplasmic reticulum membrane; membrane.